AUGGAUUACUUGCAAAACAAAGUAAACCACUUAAAGAUCAUUAUCUUCGACCUGGACUUCACUCUAUGGCCUUUCUAUGUGGAGGACUACAAAACUGGGCUACCGUUCCACACAGAUAUCAAUGGCCUCCACAUUGCGAGAGUCGACACAUCCGGGCGCCCACUCGACGGCUAUUACCCUGAAGUGCCGGUAAUACUACAAACACUGUCAGCAUUAGGCUAUACGUUAGCCGUGGCCUCCCGGACCCCGUGGGCUGAAGGGGCGCAACAACUAUUGAAACUGUAUGAUUGGGACAAGUAUUUCACGUAUAAACAAAUGUACCCAGGGUCCAAAUUGGCACAUUUCGAUAAGAUUAGGCGUCAAAGUGGCGCAAAAUUGUCAGAAAUGCUGUUUUUCGACGAUGAGAUCCGCAAUAUUAAGGACCUCCGAGGGGUCGGAGUUCACAGUGUUUUGGUCACCGAUGGUAUCGAUAAGUGUGUGGUCAUGGAUGCCAUUAAAGCUUUUGUAGCGGAACGGGAGUUACUAGUACAAGAAAAUUAA
Molecule: messenger RNA, 540 nt
Organism: Oppiella nova
Lineage: Eukaryota; Metazoa; Arthropoda; Arachnida; Sarcoptiformes; Oppiidae
Source: the annotation of a GenBank genome assembly